CCUUAACUUAGUUAACGCUGCUUGCUUUCCUCCAAAGAAAAUAAUAAGAGUGAGGUAAUUAUUAAACUUUUGAGGAGGGUCGACUGCGGAGAUUAUAGAAAAUGGCUGGAGGCGGCGGAGGAAGGAGUCUGGAGCAGACGCCAACAUGGGCUGUUGCGGUCGUUUGUUUCAUUCUCGUCGCCAUCUCCAUUGUUAUCGAAUAUAUUAUCCACUUAAUAGCAAAGUGGCUGCAAUCCAGACAUAAAAGAGCUCUAUAUGAAGCACUGGAGAAGGUCAAAUCAGAGUUGAUGCUUUUGGGGUUUAUAUCACUGCUGCUAACAGUGGGACAAGGGCCAAUAUCAGAAAUAUGCAUAUCAGAGGAGGUUGCUGCCACGUGGCACCCAUGUAACAAGAAACAAGAGGCUAAGAAGUACCCUUUGGAGAAAGUCGAUGGCGAGAGCCGCCGGAGACUUCUCAUGGAUGGCAGCGAUGCUGACAGCUACCGAAGAAUCUUGGCUGCUGGCGCACCGGACAAAUGCGCGGCCAAGGGAAAGGUGGCAUUUAUAUCUUCGGAUGGUAUUCAUCAACUGCAUAUUUUCAUAUUUGUUUUGGCUAUUUUUCACGUCCUCUAUUGCAUUACCACCCUGGCUUUGGGAAGAGCUAAGAUGAGACGUUGGAAAGCAUGGGAAAAAGAAACCAAAACAGUGGAAUACCAAUUUUCUCACGAUCCAGAGAGAUUUAGGUUUGCAAGAGAAACAUCAUUUGGGAGGAGGCACUUGAGCUUCUGGAGCAAAACGCCACUUCUCUUGUGGAAUGUUUGCUUCUUUAGACAAUUUGUAAGAUCAGUUCCAAAAGUCGACUAUUUGACUUUGCGCCAUGGAUUUAUUAUGGCACAUUUAGCACCACAAAGCCAUGCUAACUUUGAUUUUCAAAAGUACAUAAAUAGGUCACUUGAAGAGGACUUCAAGGUGGUCGUCGGAAUUAGUCCACCCAUUUGGUUUCUGGCAGUCCUAUUCUUACUUUUCAAUACCCAUGGCUGGUAUUCUUAUCUUUGGCUGCCCUUCCUACCCUUAUUCAUAAUACUGUUGGUGGGGACGAAAUUACAAGUGAUAAUUACAAAAAUGGGGCUUAGAAUUCAAGAACGCGGCGAAGUGGUGAAGGGUGUUCCAGUAGUUGAACCAGGAGAUGACCUUUUUUGGUUCAAUCGUCCCCAUCUACUUCUUUAUCUUAUUAAUUUUGUGCUUUUUCAGAAUGCAUUUCAGCUUGCCUUCUUCGCAUGGAGCUGGUAUGAAUUCGGGAUGAGAACAUGUUUCCAUGAACAUGUAGAGGAUAUCAUCAUCAGAAUGGCAAUGGGGAUUCUCAUACAGAUCCUCUGCAGCUAUGUCACACUCCCUCUCUACGCUCUUGUGACCCAGAUGGGAACAAGUAUGAAGCCAACAAUAUUCAACGACAGAGUAGCAACGGCCCUACGAAACUGGCACCACACGGCGAAGAAGCAUGUGAAGCAAAACAAGCAUUCGCGCGCGGGAACGCCGACGUCGAGCCAGCCCGUGACGCCGUCGCAUGGGUUAUCGCCAGUCCACCUCCUCCGCUACCAUCCCAGCGAAACGGACAGUCCCCAAAUGACCACGACAAACCCCAAUUACUACUACGGAGAGCACAGCGACACCGAGCCCGAGGCCUCCUCGCCCUCCCCGCCUCGAGCGGCCUACAUUGAACAACACCAACGCGAUUACCAACAUGAGAUCGAUAUCCGUACUGUCACGCCAAAUGAGUUUUCUUUUGAUAAGGCGGCUAGUAAUAGUAAUAGUAAUAGUAUACGAGAGAUUUAAGGACUUCACUAUUUUGUAUUCAGCUCCUACUAUUAUAAUUGUAAAGUUGGACAAUAUGGAAUCUUUUUUCUAA
This is a messenger RNA of Salvia hispanica, 1884 nucleotides long. RefSeq names its product MLO-like protein 12. Gene Ontology annotation, biological process: defense response. Gene Ontology annotation, cellular component: membrane. NCBI's taxonomy places the organism in Eukaryota, Viridiplantae, Streptophyta, Magnoliopsida, Lamiales, Lamiaceae. The record is from RefSeq and is a predicted model, not a curated record.